Messenger RNA from Coffea eugenioides, 2006 nucleotides. RefSeq names its product isoprene synthase, chloroplastic-like. Gene Ontology annotation, biological process: diterpenoid biosynthetic process. Gene Ontology annotation, molecular function: terpene synthase activity; magnesium ion binding. The transcript is spliced from 7 exons. The record is from RefSeq and is a predicted model, not a curated record. The coding region runs from base 1 to 1812 and encodes 603 amino acids. Lineage: Eukaryota; Viridiplantae; Streptophyta; Magnoliopsida; Gentianales; Rubiaceae.
AUGGUUCAAGUUCUUGUAAAUUUUCCUUUAACUUGCAUUCAGCCUAACUUGAAUAUACUCAAAACCAAUUCAAGAUCAGGACCUCUUCAUCAUGCGUAUCGUGUCCAAAAAACUUGGCAAACAAGAUGCAGUAAUCAAUCUGCAGAGCUGACGAUCGACCGCCGGACAGCUAAUUACCAGCCGAGUUCGUGGAGUCAUAUUCUCUUCGAGCCGACUAGUGAGACAGAUAAUGAGUGGGAAAAUCAGACAAAGAUUUUAAAUAAGUUGGAGAGCGAAGUUGGCAGCAUGCUUGAUUGUGAAGACUUGGAGCCACAGGCUCUGAUUGAACUGAUUAAUGACAUCGACCAGCUUGGCCUCUCUUACCGAUACAGGCAAAAAAUUAAAAAUGCCCUUAAUAAGCUUCGAGAUUUGGAGGAUGCAACUGGAGAUAAAAUUAAGAGUAGUCUACAUACUUCAGCUCUCUAUUUCAGGUUGCUUAGGCAACAUGGUUUUGAGGUUUCCCCAGAUGUCUUUGAGAGAUUCAAGGACCAAAAUGGCAACUUCAAUGAAGACCUUUCCCGGGAAGUUCGAGGAAUUUUGAGCUUGUUUGAGGCUUCACAUCUUGCAUAUGAAGAAGAGAAUAUACUAAACGAGGCCAAAUCAUUCACAAGUCUACUUCUUAAGGAUUCCAAAAAGCUGGUUGGGGCAAACAUGUCAGAACAAAUAACUCAUGCUUUGGAGCUUCCGUAUCACCAUAGAAUGCGAAGGCUAGAAGCUAGGAGGAAUAUUGAAGCAUAUGCUCAAAGAGGUGAGAAAAAUCAAGUGCUACUCGAGUUAGCCAAGCUAGACUUCAACUUGGUUCAGUCUAAGUUCCAAAGUGAUGUUCAAGAAGUAUCGAGGUGGUGGAAAGUUAUGGGCUUAGCAGACAAGUUGGACUUUGCAAGAGACCGGCUAAUGGAAAGCUUCUUUUGGUCAGUUGGAAUGGCCUUUGAGCCACGAUUUAGUAAAUGCCGAACGGCAGUAACCAAAGCCCUUACGCUGAUCACUGUCCUGGAUGAUAUCUAUGAUAUUUAUGGUUCCCUAGAUGAACUCGAGCAAUUUACAGAUGCCGUUGUUAGAUGGGAUCUUGAUGCUAUGAAAGAUCUUCCCGAAUAUAUGAAAUUGUUCUUCCUUGCUCUUUACAAUACCAUAAACGAUUUGGCUUAUGAAACUCUCAAGGAAAAAGGAGAGAUGAUAAUUCCUUGCCUGAAAAAAGCAUGGGCAGAUAUGUGCAAAUCAUUCUUACAAGAAGCUCAAUGGUAUCACAAGAAAGGUACUCCAACCUUUGAGGAGUAUAUGGAAAAUGGAUGGAUUUCAUCAGGUGGCGCUGUGCUAUUAAUUCAUGCGUACUUUUUGGUCACUGAAAAUAUUUCAAAUGAGGCCACAGAGUCCCUGGACAAUCAUCAUGAUUUCUUGCGUUGGCCCUGCAUAAUUUACCGUCUUACCAAUGAUUUUUCCUCAACGGAUGAGAUAGAGAGGGGUGAAACUACAAAUGCAAUUACGUGCUACAUGCGUGGAACUGGCCUGUCUGAGGAAUUUGCUAAAAAAAAUGUAAGCAAAAUGAUUGAAGAAUGCUUGAUGAAGAUGAACAAACAAUUGUCAUCUCCAUCACCAUUUGAGGAAAAUUUCAUUGAAGUUGCUAUGGACCUUGCUCGAAUUGCUUUUUGUCAAUACCAGUAUGGAGAUGCUCAUAGUGCUCCGGAUGUUAAAGCCAAAAACCGCAUCGUGUCAGUUAUGUUCGAUCCUAUCCAGUUGAGGGAGGCAGAAAAUGAUGUCAAAGGAGGAAACAAUUAGAGGCAAUUCUCUGAUUUGUUCCUGGUGUCUUUUGAAAAUCCAGGAACAACCGAAAUAUGUCUGCUUUGUGUACGUGUGUGUUUUAAUUUUUAAGAUUCUGAUAAAAGCUCAAAACAGGAGCUGUUUUGCUUGUUUCAAGUACUUUGAAAUGGGCCAUUGAAACAUUUUAUGUGAUAACAUGGAAAUGAAAGCGA